UUAUGGUCUUGGUGGAUCUUCUAUGGCUCUUUUCGGCAGAGUUGGGGGAGGCAUCUAUACAACAGCUGCUGAUGUUGGUGCUGAUCUUGUUGGCAAGGUUGAGAGGAAUAUCCUUGAAGAUGACCCAAGAAAUCCCGCAGCUGGGGCUUCGGAGCAUGCUAGGACCCUUGGCCCCAAAGGAUCAGAGCCCCACAUGGCUGCCAUGAUAGGUGACACCAUUGGAGACCCUCUCAAGGACACCUCUAGACCCUCACUAAACAUCCUUAUCAAGCUCAUGGCUGUCGAAUCUCUCGUGUUUGCACCGUUCUUCACUGCACAUGGAGGCAUCCUCUUCAGGAUCUUCUGAGAAGAGAUGCCAGCAGGGCAAUCCUGCACUUGAGGCUAGCAGCAUCUCCAUUCACCACCACAUGUGUCCACAUCUUAUCCUUUUUGCUUUAUUCUCUCUUCAAUUUUACUUGUUAUGUUUAGGCCUCUUUGUUUGCAUGUUAGUUUCAAGCUGUGGUUGAUGAUGUGACAGAGCUCCCAGGUCUGUCCAUGUGUGCACCCCUGGGACAGCCAAGUUUUUCUUAUGCUAGAUAG
This is a messenger RNA of Elaeis guineensis (African oil palm), 579 nucleotides long. Its product is annotated as pyrophosphate-energized vacuolar membrane proton pump 1-like. The record is from RefSeq and is a predicted model, not a curated record. NCBI's taxonomy places the organism in Eukaryota, Viridiplantae, Streptophyta, Magnoliopsida, Arecales, Arecaceae. Gene Ontology annotation, molecular function: inorganic diphosphate phosphatase activity; diphosphate hydrolysis-driven proton transmembrane transporter activity. Gene Ontology annotation, biological process: proton transmembrane transport. Gene Ontology annotation, cellular component: membrane.